UUUAUGUAGUUCCAAGAGAUGGAGUAUGUGAGCCCUGAAGGCCUUCGCUUAGAUGGUCGCCGCCCCAUGGAAAUGAGACAAAUUCGUGCAGAUAUUGGUGUUGUGGCCAAAGCUGACGGUUCUGCUUUGUUUGAGAUGGGUAACACCAAAGUCAUUGCUGCAGUGUAUGGCCCUAGAGAGGUCCAAAAUAGGAGCCAACAAUUGAAUGACAGCGCACUGGUGCGAUGUGAGUACACCAUGGCAAAUUUUAGUACUGGAGAUCGCAUGAGAAAACCAAAGGGGGAUAGGCGAUCAACAGAGAUAUCUUUAGUUAUUCGCCAAACCAUGGAAGCAUGCAUUAUGACACAUUUAAUGCCUCGGUCUCAGGUUCCGCUGUUGCAUCUUGGGGAACUUUUCUUGCAUGAAUGUGUAGUUUGUUCUUUUCUGAGCCUUGUAUCUCUUUUUUUUCAGAUUGAUAUUUUUGUGCAAGUUCUCCAAGCAGAUGGAGGAACUAGAUCUGCAUGCAUUAAUGCUGCAAGCCUGGCCCUUGCAGAUGCUGGAAUUCCAAUGCGUGAUCUUGUUACCUCCUGUAGUGCUGGCUAUCUUAAUAGCACACCUCUGCUUGAUUUAAACUACAUAGAAGAUAGUGCUGGAGGUGCUGAUGUCACUUUAGGCAUUAUGCCAAAGUUGGACAAAGUGACUCUUCUUCAGAUGGAUGCUAAAUUAUCAGUGGAAACUUUUGAAAACGUAAUGCAACUUGCGAUUGAAGGCUGCAAGGCAGUUGCAACUUACAUUCGAGAGGUAUUACUAGAGAAUACAAAGCAAUUGGAGUAUCGCCGAGGCAUCUAGUUCCAAAUUAAGGUUUCUGGCUGUUCAAUGAUGAAGUUUGAGGGUGGCUAUAUUAUGCGGACAGUGUUGAUGGAAGUAAUCUUGGAAUUGAACCCACUGAGUUGAAGUAUCCCCAAGGGGAGAGCUUUGAUUUUGGAUUCUGAGAAUGGCGACUUUUAAGUGGGGCUCGCAGUAAUCUAAAUUGUAUAAACUAUUUUUCCAUCAUGUUAUUAUAUUCUUGUUGUAAAUGAAGAUUUUAAGUAGAAAUUAUAAUCAAAGAAAGAAGGUCCGUUUAUUUUCAGAA
Messenger RNA from Prunus avium (sweet cherry), 1111 nucleotides. The record is from RefSeq and is a predicted model, not a curated record. Lineage: Eukaryota; Viridiplantae; Streptophyta; Magnoliopsida; Rosales; Rosaceae.